This is a messenger RNA of Exserohilum turcica Et28A, 1662 nucleotides long. RefSeq lists its product as uncharacterized. Gene Ontology annotation, molecular function: ergosterol O-acyltransferase activity. The record is from RefSeq and is a predicted model, not a curated record. NCBI's taxonomy places the organism in Eukaryota, Fungi, Ascomycota, Dothideomycetes, Pleosporales, Pleosporaceae. Gene Ontology annotation, cellular component: endoplasmic reticulum membrane. The transcript is spliced from 6 exons. Gene Ontology annotation, biological process: ergosterol metabolic process. Bases 1 to 1662 code for a protein of 553 amino acids.
AUGGCUGAAUCCACCUCUGUUGACGUGCUCCACCACAACGGGGACGCCGACUACCAUUCCCCGCGACCGCGCAAACCCACCAGGAUCGACCUCCUCAAGCCAGCGCUGAGCGAAGAGUCCAUCCGCAAACAGGGCGGCUUCAAGGAGCCUGCGUCUGCUCUCUCGAGUGGUAGAUCGACCCCUAUACCCCCCGAUGCCCCGCCCUCCGUCCACGCCUCGUCCUCUGCGCGACGGCUGAUACGCGCCCAGCACAAGCAGCGCAUCUUCCCUACCGUCGACUACCAGAAUCGCGUCUCGCACUUUGACCCGAAUAGCGACUAUCAUGACUUUCGCGGCUUCUUCGUCCUGUUCUGGAUCGGGCUUGCCAUUAUGGUUCUCACCACCAUGCUCCGGAAUCUGACGGAGACUGGACACCCCUUUCAGAUUCGGCAAAUGGUGCUUUUCCGGGAGAAGGUGGUUGAGCUCGGCCUGGUGGAUUGUGUCAUGGUGUGCAGUACGAUCCCGUCGCUGCCCCUCCAAAGGUUGUUCCUGCAGGACAAAUUGCUGCGCUGGAACACGUACGGCAUGGCCAUACAAAGUCUGUACCAGGCAAUUUGGCUUGCUUUCUGGACUACAUACCCCUUUAUCCGGAAUUGGAGCUGGACGGCCCAGGUCUUCUUCACGCUGCAUUUGCUUGUGAUAUUUAUGAAGAUGCACUCAUACGCGUUCUACAACGGUCAUCUUAGCGAGACCCUGCGGCGUUUGAACGAUCUCGACACGCCUGACAAAGCCAGCAAGAGGGCCGCUGUCCGAUACCCGAGCUCGCGCACCCAUCUGCACGAUGUCCCGCAGUCACCGUCUCAAGACGAGCCGGCGCCAAACGACGCUAAUGCAGAAUAUGUCGGCCAUCUGAGAGAGGAGCUGGCGUUGGAGCUGGCGUCGCCGCUUGGCAACGUUUCUUAUCCCAACAACCUCACCUUUUACAACUAUGUCGACUUUAUCUUGUGUCCGACGCUGUGCUACGAGAUUGAGUAUCCUCGCAACCCCAGCAUCCGGUGGCUCGAGGUGUUUUACAAGACGCUGGCGGUGUUUGGGUGCAUCUUCCUGAUGAUCAUCACUGCCGAGGAGUUUAUCCUUCCAGUGCUCGACGUAUCGGCCUUGCGCCUGGUCAACGCUGACAAUGCCACCGACUUUGCAUUGAUCAUGGUCGAGACAAUUGGCCGUCUGCUCUUCCCCUUCAUGAUCACCUUCCUGCUGGUCUUCCUGGUCAUCUUCGAGUACGUGCUGGGUGCGUUUGCAGAGAUUACGUGCUUCGCGGACCGCCAAUUCUAUGCCGACUGGUGGAACAGCUGCGACUGGCUUGAGUUCAGCCGUGAAUGGAACAUACCCGUGCAUUCGUGGCUUCGGCGCCAUGUGUACAGUGCCUCCAAGAAUCACAUGUCGCGGCCGCUGGCUACGCUGAUCACGUUUGUCAUCUCGGCACUGGCACACGAGCUGGUCAUGGGCUGCAUCACGAGAAAGUUCAGGGGCUACGGCUUUGUUGCCAUGAUGCUGCAGAUGCCCAUUGUGAUGCUGCAGCGGAGCAAAUGGGUGCGGGGCCGCACGCUGCUGAACAACGUUCUAUUCUGGUGCAGCAUGAUCCUGGGGCUCAGUAUGAUGUGUGCCUUGUAUGUGCUCGUGUAG